Molecule: messenger RNA, 13285 nt
Organism: Paramuricea clavata
Lineage: Eukaryota; Metazoa; Cnidaria; Anthozoa; Malacalcyonacea; Plexauridae
Source: the annotation of a GenBank genome assembly
AAGGAGCACAAUAGCGAAAAUGAUGAAGAGAGCGAGUUCUCUGGGAGCGAGCAAACAACUAAUAAAGAACCAAGGAGGCCGAGUAGGGGAUAUAGGAAGGUGAUUGAUUAUCGAAAGAAAACAAAAGCUUGGUAAGUAAAGCUUCAUCCGUUAUAAUUUCGAUAGAGUGGGACAUUUAUUAACAAGCCCCAAUAGAUUUGUAUUAAGACCCGUACAGACUGGCAAGUUUCCUUGACAACUUUAAAUGGCACGUUUUCCUUGACGAGCUAGUCGUACCAAUACCGCAGAAAAACGUCUGCGCAUGCUCCAACCUUGACUUGAAAUUUCCCUUGCGAAAAGAAGUGACGUACAUGCGUGUCUUUCCCGGUGAGCUCCAUAUAUAUCUUCUGGAGCGACAACUCGAGUCCAAACAGUGAAGCCAACUUCCUGUUAAGCGCGCGGACAAAAACAAUAGAAAGGGACUGGAACUGACUUCCUAUAGCUCUUCAGAAUCCGCCAUUUUGCAGGGAGUGUGCCGACUCGCAAUUAUUAUGACAGGACUUUUACAUAUAUAAUGAUAACAGAUGUUUUUGCUUCGGAAUAAUUUUUAUUCACUCAUUUACUGUCAAUUCUGUAGGUACAAGGCGUUUCUUGCUGGAAACGUGUUGACCUGUUGGCGACCAAGCUUAAAACACUGGAAGAAAUUUCCUGCAAGGUAGCGUAAAGAAAGUGGAAGCGUGGAUAGAAAAAGACUGGUUAGGAAAAAUUUGGGAUUAUGAUGACUUUGAAAUAAAGUCGAAAUCAUGACAUCUUGAAUUUUGUUUGUGUCUCGUUUUUGAUUUUUCAAGAUGAUAAUAUUUUGAGUAAUGUACAGCAUGUUAUUUCUCUAUAUGUCUUGGUGUGAAGGAUAUACAACUACCUGAAAAAUAUAAUCAGAACUUCGAUGUUUCGAUCGAACGCCCUUCUUCGGGAAGUUAGUACCGUAAGUUAGUAACUUCCCAACGAAGGGUCGUCGAUCGAAACGUCGACGUUUUGAUUAAAUUUUUCAGCUAGUUGUAUAUCCUGCACACGACAACUAUUGUUGUUAUCGUCUCUAUCAACACUGGCACCGACUGUCCAAGAAUAAAUCUACAUGCAUGCCUAUCUAUAAAUAGUUACCUAUCUACAAAUGUAUUGUAACUAGCAACACCUACCUACCUUCUAACAACCUAUCCACUUACCUAACUUACAACCGAAUAACGUUUGAUUUUUUCUGUGUUGGUGUUGUGGUGAAUAUGAUAUUUGUGAUUUUACUCUGAGUGUAUAUCCACACCGGGCGAGCUUGAAAAAUACGCCCGGCCGCGGUGGGAUUCGAACCUACGACCUUUGGAAUACUAGCUCCUGACCGCGUAGCUCAGUUGGAAGAGCAUUGGGCUAGUAUUCCAAAGGUCGUAGGUUCGAAUCCCACCGUGGCCGGGCAUAUUUUUCAAGCUCGCCCGGUGUGGAUAUACACUCAGAAUAACAUCACAACUACCAAUAACGUUUGUUUUAUUCGAGAUGGAACAACAAAAUCAGGUACCGUUGUCGAUGGUAGCCUUUUCACCCCCCCCACCAGAACAUUUGUAUAGAGGGUCGAGUUAGGAUCGCGAUACCGUCUUAUUUUCCUUUGAACGAAAUUUUGGGCUGCGAGCAGGCUAUGUCGAUGGAGGCUUUAUUAUUUAGCAUUAUUAAUUUCUCAUUUUCUCUUCGACUCUUAACCUGCAUUUUUUACGUGUUCUAAUUUUCUGGGCGAUGGCCGUAGCUGAUGGGGAACCCUAACUAUCGAGGGCCCUUAGUUUUUGAACUAUAACCCUAUACCCAAUGAGCGUUACGCCACUGCUUACAACCCACCUACCUAACAACCUACAUAUACUUACCUAACUUACAACCCACCUACCUAACUACCUAUCUAUACUUACCUAACUUACAAACCACUUACCUAACAACCUAUCUACUUACCUAUCUUGCAACCUAAUCUACCUAACUACCUUCGUUUUCAUAUUUAGUGAAGCGGAACACUACUUGCCUGUUAGGAAAAUGUCUCCAGUGUUCAAGAUAGAAGCCGUGAACAAAAAGAAAUGGACACCCGAGCAAGACAAAGAGUAUCAGUUACCGUUGUUUUCUUCUGCUCCGAUUAAUUCUGGUUAGUAGUUUUUAUCUUGGGUAAAGUCGAUUUUGCUAAUGUUUUCGUCUGUGAUAUUUUACCUUUGUCCGCAUCGCUUAUCGCGUCUGGAGAAUCGAUGGCGACGAAGAAAAAAUGUCGCUUCGCACGGAGAAGUUCGCUAUAGUGGAAAAACAGUUUAAUGAUUGAUCUUGAAUAAUUCUCAACGUAAUUUUCAACUCAUUCUGUUUAACUGGGGGUCAAAAUAGGGACCAGUCAUCGGUCACAUGCAUUUUGGUUGUGAGAUUGAUUUUUGAGGUGUUGAGAGUCGUCUCGAUUCCCAUAGACUCGAAAAUGCAAUUAUAUAUCAUUUAAAAUCUUGGAAUGUAUAUAAUAACCGCUUAGCAAAUCAAAGCGCCUGGGACGAGGCUGUAUAAUAAGCAUUGUUUAUGACUUUCAGUAUCGGACUCUCUGGUUUAAGUACAUGGGAAUCUGCAAUUCAGGAGAGGUGGAAAAUGAAGCCCAUCUCCUCCUCUCUUGCAAAGCCUAUGAGCAAUCUCGUACAAACCUUCGAAGUUCAUUAGAGAAUGCUUCAUUUGACGAGAUUAAUCUAAACUCUCAAACUCUAUCAGCGGACAUAAUGAGGUCAACUGAUAGUGAAAUCAUAACCAAACUUUCAAAAUUUUCUUAUGUUUGGAACAGACUUCAAUACCUUGAAACAAGGAAUGCAGAUUAGCAAAGGUUGUAAUAACCACCUUAUUUGUAAAUAGUAUACGUUAUAAUUGUCUUCUUUCUUUCCUCUUAAUUCUUCUUAAUAUUGUAUUAGUCUAUUAUAAAUCAUUCCACAAAUGAUAAUUAACAAUUAUUCGCCGAAGGCGAAGUGAUUACCGGUGAAUAUUCACCGAGACGAAGUCGAGGUGAAUAUUCACCGUAAUCACUGAGCCUGAGGCGAAUAAUUGUUUUAGUAUAAAUUUUUAAUGAAUAAAACAAAAUAUCCAAGUUAUCCAACUAUAAGUUUAAUUAAAAUUCAGAAAUAAAACUGUUUUCGACCGGUUUACGGUUUAGUGUUGCAGUGUUUCUUGUACACGCACGCUUUCAAAAUGGCUUCCUGUGCGACUUUAUUGCUUUAUUACAAAGUUAUUUUUCUCGAUUUCUGCUUAGAAUAUAAACACAAUGAUGGAAUGACUUUUUUACCAGACUUAGAAUUAAAAAAUAGUUUCUGUUUAGCAUUAAUUUGUUCAGGAAAUGGCUGAGAAAUUUGGUAAAAUGAAAUGUAAAACUAUAUCUAUAUCGUUCGAAUUAAUAUAAAAGUUUUAAUACACUUUUCACUUUACAAGUUUUGAAAACACAAAUAGUACAAUACAGCGAGAGGACACCAUACAGCACAAUGAAAACACGACAUAGUCAAAAGAAAUAGUAUCGUACAAAUUGAGAUAUUUAUAGGAUACAAAACAAAAUUGUUUUAAAAAGAAUAUCACGGCUUUUCCCAAAAGUCGGGAUAUUUUUUGCUAUUUCAGAUUUACGUUUGAAGCGAAUGUUUCGGAGUUUUAAAUAAGUUUUAAAUUGCCCGUGAAUAUGUUUGACACAGUAAUAUAAUACUAAAUCCUACCUUUCAAGUUAAAUACAACAUUUUGUGCUUUUUUUCUUCUUCUGGGAGGAUGUUUUCAAUAUUUUGUCGAUUUUGAAACCAAAUUUGCCGAAUCAUUCUUUUUGAAAAGCAUUAUUUACUACCCAGGUGGUAAAUAAUGCCUCAGAUUUACUAGUCAACAGCCAAUCAGAACGCGCGAAAGCUCAUUUGAUAUGCAAAAUUUAUAAUAAUCUGUAAUAGUCCUAGUUUAUCAUAGUUUCUUCUAUAUAUUGUUUGUAAUGCUUUAGCAAUACUGUAAUUUUAUGGUCAUGCUAAUAAAGCUAUUAAUUACCUUACAUGGAUUGUGCAUGAGUAUGCAUGUGUUUUUACAAUUGUAUCUAAUUAUUUUAUAGCGGGAGGUUUAUGUAACGUUACCUUCAAUGUUGGUGGGUCGGUGUGGGCCAUGGAUUGGGCGCCAAUACCGGGUAAGUUAAUGCCAUAACUUCCCUUAAUCAAGGUACAAUAAGACUCGUUAGCCGAAUUCAUAUUAGAAGACGGAUUUCCGUCUAAGACGGGAAACUCGUCUCAGACGAGAAACUCGUCUUGAUAUAAAUUCGGUAAACGACGGGUUUUCCGUCUCAACUUUUCCGUCUAACUUUCCCGUCUGAACGACGGGAAAGUUCGACGAGUUUCUCGUCUUAGACGGAAAUCCGUCUUAAAUCCGUCUUAAAUUUAUAUCAGACGAAUAAAUCAAGGCGGGUUUCUGCUCGUAACGUUCAAAAGAGACUGGGAUGGAGGGUCUCCUAUUUUUUCGGGUUUAUCCGUCCGAUGGUUUUCGUUUCAUACUUAUACCAGACGGAAAUCCGUCACACGAGUUUCCCGUCUUAGACGGAAAUCCGUCUUCUAAUAUGAAUUCAGCUGUUGUGUAUGUUCUCGCAAAAACUCUUCUUCCUCGUCAAACAUACGCGUAUUUUCACAAUUUCACCCCACACUCAAUACCAGUCAGACAUGCAUGUUUUCGUUCCCUACGCAAAGCCCAAAAUCGAAAUUGCAGUUUGUGUUUUUACUGUCAAAGAAAGUGUGUGCAUAUACUAAGUUGUUUUGCUUUGGAUGGGGAAUAAAUGAAAAAUGGAAAUAGAAUAAAACCUAUAUCCUGUCUCUUAACCUUAGGUGCAUGGAACGUUGUAUUGGACGAAAAUACAAAAUGCCAAUCUGAGGAAUUAUUAUUAUACCUGUCCUAAAUUAGUUUGGAUUGUACUUGCAUUAACUUAGUUUUCUUAUAACUUAUUUGGCGUUUUUUUCAGUUGGUGAAGAAAACUGCGAUCAGUAUCUCGCCAUUGGUUGCCAUAGUGAUCCAGACAAGGUAUUACGCUAGUAAAUUAUGCAGAAGAUUAUACCGUCUGGCUUGUGAUGACCAGUUUUAACCACUGCAUGUGAUACAUAUAUAGUAAAUACCUAAUACAAGUAAAAAAAUACGACGGUAAUAUAAUGUCAAAUAUAUUUUCCUUCCAUAACGAAAGUAGAACAAUAAAAAUGUUUGUUCAACAAUGAAAAUGGUCCCCCACAUGAAUUGUCCGUAAUAGCGAGAGUCCGUAAUAGCGAGGGAUAUGCAAUUCCAAUGCAUGUUGUAGCAGUUUCCGCCGGGGAUUUACUAACUGUCCUUAUAAUGAUGGAGCGUCUGUAAUAGUGGGGUGUCUGCAAGGCGAGAGUUGACUGUAUUUAUACAGAAUGUUAGGGUUUGUAAUCCGAGUGAGUAUAUAUACAUUUUAAGCCCUGACCAGGAACGACUGCGAAAAAUGCAGCAAAAGGUCCUCUGGUAGGAAUUGAACCCUGUGAUUCCGGUGCGCGCUCUAACCAACUGAGCUACAGAGGCCAGUUGUUGCGCUGUAACCGUAAGUUCAUGUAUAUAUAGGUAAUUUGGUGUGCGGGUUGUCAUAACCUAAAAAUACAUGAACUUACGGUUACAGCUCAACAACUGACCUCUGUAGCUCAGUUGGUUAAAGUGCUGCACCGGAAUCGUAGGGCCGUAGGUUCAAUUCCCACCAGAGGACCUUGUGCUGCAUUUUUCGCAGUCGUUCCUGGCCUGGUCUUAAAAUGUAUAUAUACUCACUUGGAUUACAAACCCUAAUAUUCUAAUAUCAAUUCUACCAAGUGAAAUGCAAGUAACGAAAUCAAUCUGUAUUUAUACAGCUUGUAAACCUGACAUGUCUGUGAAUGGAUUAUUUGAUAGGACAAACCGGGACUAAGGAAUGUUGGGGCCGGUUGUGUUUGUUUUUGUAUAUGCAAUUGUGCUGUUUCUUGUUCUUUCUCGUAGUUUGAGGUUAGCGAAUGAACAUCGUCAUGAUGUACUUUAUCCUUAAGACAAAGUACACAAUGAGUCUCGUUGUUUAAAGGGAAAUGGCAAUAUAUUUUUUUAUUUUCUCAUUUGAAAGAACUUUUGAAACUAUUUAGUAACUUCUUUUACCGAUUCUUCAUAUCUUGCUUAGUUCUUGAAAUAUUUUCACUUGAAGUAACGAGAUGUCAGCCAUCUUGGAUAAUUUUUUGAUCUCAUUAACGGCAGUUUUGGUGACGUCACAACAGGGAUUAACCAUAUAAAAGUAUUCGUUGCUGACCAAAUAUUGAUUGGGAGAUGUUUUACAGGUUUGAAGUGAUUUUGAUAUUUCCACGGGAAGACAGAGUAUAAUUUUGGAUGCAAAAUGGUUAGUGGUUGUCUGGAUAGAAAUAUUGCGUGACCCCUGUUGUGACGUACCAUGCAUAUCUACAAAAAUCCAAGGUGGCGGACAUUUAAUUUCGUUCGAUUAAAAUAUUUGUAGAAGUUAGCAAGAUAUGAAAGAACGGUAAAAGAGUUUUAUAUAUGCUUUUAAACGUUCUUUCAAACGAGAAAAUAAAAAAAUAUAUUGCCAUUUCCCUUUAACUCUGAGUCAGUUCCCUCAAACAUGUCUUACAAAUUCUUCAAAACUCAGAAUUUACCUGAGUGUGUAAAAUUCGUACUGUGAUCACAGAAACCUUGAUAGAAACUUUGAUAGUAGAAUUGAUUGAGUUGGUUAGGCAAGUUAAGAGAAAGCGCAACCGUAAGCAAAGGCAGGAAUAUAGUAUUUGUUGGGAUAAUAUCAUCCCAGGAGUAUCAAUUCAAGAUGAACGACACGAAAACUUUCACCUGUCGAGACAGACGUUCAAUUAUUUGUGCAAUAGAGAGUUUUAGAUUGACAUUUACGGCAAACGUCAAACCGCUGACGAAGUUGUUGGUUUUACAACUCUAUUAUAACAGCUUUUACACCAGUUUUGAAAUAUAUUAAACAAUUAUUAAACUUGUGUUCUUUAGCAAUGAUUUAAGAAAGCAAAUUAACCAAUAGUCACGUAUUCACCAAAGCUGUAAAUUAAAAUUUAGCGUUUGAAGUUUACGUUUGGCGUAUGAAUUUUAUGCUUGAACUGCUACGAGUGCUUGUAGUCGUUAAAGCAUGAAAUUUAUACGCCAAUCGUAAACUUCAAACGCCAGAUCUUAAUUUACUGCUUUGGUGAAUACAUGACUAGUGGUUAAUUUGUUUUCUUGAAUCAUUGUUAAAUACCACAAGUUUAAUACUUGUUUAACAUAUUUCAAAACUGGUGUUACAGCUGUUAUAAUAGAGUUGUAAAAUCAAAAACUUCGUUAGUGGUUUGACGUUUGCCGUAAACGUCAAUCUAAAUCUAAAUCUCUAUUAAGGCUGAUUUCCACUGUUGCGUUUUUCAUACGUACGUAUACGCACGUAAAACUUUAAAUCCGUUUAAAUGUUACUUGUGAAAUAACCAAAUAAAUGAAGCAACAGAAUUUAGUGUUCCGCAAGUUUUAGUACGCAUUUGUUAACUUAUUUUGUAAAAUAUUUAAAAAAUAGAAGGAUUCAAAGUUUUACGUGCGUGUAUACGUGCGUACGAAAAACGCAACAGUGGAAAUCAACCUUUAGAGAGGUUGACGAGAUACGAUAAUACGUUGACGAGAGGUUAUACGAUCACUAAUAUGAACAGUAGCGAAGCCUUAUCGAAAAUCUAACGGCUUAGUGUGAACAAGCGUAAAACAUGGCUUGGUUAUUUCCCUCCAGCGUGGUGUGAACGUAGUCUUCAUCAUUGGACAAUAGCGCUUGCACUAUCUAGUUAUUUUUUGAGAUCAGUGGGUUUACCACAACCACUUAAUCUACGUUCAGAUAUUUUAGCUUCUUUGUACCUUGUUAAGAAUAAUAUGUAUAUAGUAUGCUUCUUUUAAUAAUGGGCAUUCUCUCUUGCAGAAACACUUGCUUUCCGAAUGCUACAAAGAAAAAGGUGUCUUGCAAAUUUGGCGAGUUCCGAAACUACGGAAUGGAAUAAGGUAUAUUAUUACUCUUCUGAAGAAAACAGAAGAAUUUAAAUCAUAUUGGGGAAUCCUGGAUUCUUAUUGAUUGACUGCAGCCGUUUUUUUAUCAGGCAACUUGUGUAGUGAUUUUUCUAAAGAGUGUCUAGAAUGUUCAUAUUGACUAAAACUAUCGUCAGGAAUUACGACAUACUGUUUCGCUGAAUCCAAUGGUGGUAUUUUUGCCUUUGUUAGCCGAAUGGAAACGGAAAUAAGCCGCGGCAAAGUCACCCGACUUCAAAGACGGAAAGUUAGGACCAGAAAGAGAUAAUUAUUAAACCUGUUAGUUUUUAAGCUGUUUCAAAGUAUCAACCAAAGUCUAUUAUUCAAAAUAAUUGCAACACCUUGCCUAUAGGCGAACAGCUGUCUGGAAUGAGAUAUUUGUCCUACAACCGGUGUACUGUAUACACUUGGUGUUUGUUUUGUUUUAUUUUUGUUUAAUUUUAGACCGACAGAGCAACCUGAAUUUUGUCUCGGAAUUGUCCACGAUUAUGGACCCGUGUGGGACGCCCGAUGGUGUCCGUCUGGGGCCUGGGAUCCGUUAUCUCCGCAGGCAAGGUUAACAUUCACCAGCUACACGGCAAAAAACGAUCAGGUUGUUGCAAUACUGAUGAAAACAGGAUUGAACAAUGCUUUGCUGCCCACAUUGUUCACAGUUGUCAACAAUAUUGAACAAUAUUGUUACACGCGAUUCAGGCCCAACAAUAUUGUUCAAUAUUGUUGACAAGUGUGAACAACGUGGGCAGCAAAACAUUGUUCAAUCCUGUUGAGCAGCAGGCUCGGCGUUUUUUGCCGUGUAUGCUGUAUACUAUCAACAGCUAUUUUUUGGUUUUCCACGUCUGGUCAACAGCAAAUCCAAGUGCAUGAUGUGUAGCGUGCUGCAAUAGAGAGGUUCAGAUUUUACUUUUCCACUACCACUACCUCUCACUGACUUAGUCCGCAUUUGAUUGGUCAAUAUGAGACACAUCUGAUUGGUUGAUAGUCCCUUAAUGGUAGCGGUAGUGAUGAUGGAAGUCAAAUCGAAACCUCUCUAUAUUGACUGACAUGGGCACCGAAUUUUCAAGUUUUGCUUAUCGUCGCCUUUGCGGGAACGUCGCAGCUAUGCUUUGAAUAUAUAGUAUUGUUAUAUUACUAGGAUGAACACCAAACGUGAUUGGCUGAUUUGUGGUCACGUGACUUUAGAUAAAUGCAAACUCCAGAUGCUUCGCUACGUCCUUCGACUUCAUCUUGUGUAUAAUGUGCGAACAAAAAAAUUAACAACUUGCAAACAAAGCAGAUUUCAACGCAUGUUAGACAUACUUACGCAUGUUGUGUCAUGUUUUGUAAUGUUUAAGUGGACAUUCUUUAUUACGUUCAUUUUGAAAUUAUUGGUGUUUCUUGCAAUCUGAUUGGCUCUUAGCGGUGCAAUUGAAGCACAAAUAGCAGCCAUCGUGUCCAAUCAUAGUUAAGUCAUGAGCGUCACCAACCAAUCAGAUUUAAUUAUAGGGUCCAACCAGCCAAACAAUUUUAGGAAAAUGACCAGAUGAUGUGCAAGUAAACGACCAAAUCUGAUCAUCUUCGAAUUUACUAAAUAAAAGUUGUCAAUAGGCUGCCUACAUAGAGCGCCGUAAAAAGUAAAAAAAAGGGGGGCCAACUUGCCCAGAGGGGGCGCCGGAAUGCCGGAAUUGCGGAACGUGUUAAAUAUUAAGGAAUUUUCUGAAAAAUUGAGGUCGAAAAGGUCUGAAAAAGUAUUUUAAAGUAUUUUUCUCAAAGUGGUGUUUGGAAAAUUUUUUGUCACGUUUUGUUUUCGCCGGAAAAAACCCGUCGACCUCCCCCCUCUUCCCCGCCGAAAGGAAGGGGGCCCAAACUUUUGAAUUCACCCCCCAACCAGAUACCGCUCGGGACGGCCCUGCAAAUUAAUCAGAUUUUGUCACCUUCCGAGGCAGUAAAGUAAUGAGUUUGUAUCCAGAAGAUCUGUUUGGAUCCUAUAUUCAGAAGUACGAUUUUCAACUCAUUAUCCCAAAGUAAAUCUUUUGUUUACAAUUAGAUUGUGUUAGAAUACAUGAAAAUUACUUUCUGCGAGUCCGAACACAAAGGCAACUAUAGCCAUUCUUUGUUUCAGAGAGGUUCUGUAGAGAUUUAUAGGUUUUGAAAUACUAUCCUUGCCUUUAGACGUCCAGUGUAGACUUACUAUAAGUCACAUCGCAUUGUAACUUGUCUCGCGUGUAACGACCAGCUUGACAAAUAAUCCUUUAACUUUUAUAGGAUGGUGAACUUCGACGACUGGGACUGCUUGCAUUGGCGUGCGCUGAUGGCAGAGUUCGAAUUUUCAGGUAAAACUUGUAAGGGCAAUAUUUCUUUGGGAUGUUUCGUAACGCUACAUGCGCAUAAAUGAAAGACCAUCAUGCCAGUUCCCCAAAGCCUUAACUCUUAACCUGCGAGGACGCAAAUGCACUGCAAAAAAUUAAACCCCGAGUAUUUUGAUUUAAAAAUUUCUCAUGAGAAAAAUAUAAUGCAUCCACAUUCAGGCCUGCAAUGGCUGAAAAUAAAGAGUAAAAAACUCACAUUUAUGAGCAAAUUAAAUUUACUGAAUUUUUUAGUAGGUUUACUACUAAAAGAAAUUAAAUUUGCCCAUAAAUUUGAGUAGUUUUACUCAAUAUUUUGAGUGACUGUGGGUGUUUUAUUUUCCUUAGUAAUUAUGUUCACCCCUGAUUUCGCUUUUGCUGAUCAAUUUUUCAUUUCUUAGUGUGCCAUUUCCCUGCUCACUUAUGAAGAAUGACGGUGGUGAAGCUGGAAAGUCUCCUAGUGAUAGUAAGUAUACAAGUCGCUGAAGUACAACAUCUUGUAUCGACUCCUAUCUACAUGUGAUGUGACUGAUGUCCAACAAGACUAUAAGUUUACCAUUACAAUUUGACGAAUUUGUACGUAUCAGUGUGCGGUUUUCUAUUAAAACAAAUUACAAUAAUAACAAUAUUACUGGAAAAAAGUAAUAUAAAAGUGAAGCAAACAUAAUCCAAUUUCGAAGUACUUAAAUUUCGAAACGCACACAAAAAAACUUCCAACCUAUUCACAAUACAAUUUUCCAAUAUGAUGGUUCCUAGCUACGUUCCAGACCCCGACCCGCCACUGAACUGUAACAUAAUGUGGAUUGCGAACAAUAUAAAUUUGAUAAACGGUAGCUACAUCUUGUUAUUUUUCUAAUUUUGCAAAUUUUGCAGAACAGUCGAUAAAUAAUACAGUCGAACCUCGUCUUGCUGAAACGUCUCAAUACCAUGAACACUUUAAUUCCAUUGUUCCGACAAAUUUGUCACAUAUGUCUCACAGAGUAAAUACAUAUAACUUUUUACCUCUGUAUUACGGACAGUUUGGUUUUGUGGCUAUAAUGAUAGUUUGUGUAAAACAACGGUGCAUAAAAAAGGUGAUAAUUUCACUUUUCACGCCGUGGACAGUGUCAUGGCAACCAACUUAUGGUCACAACAAAGUCAUCGCGGCGUAUGCUAUGUAAUCGUUGUGAUCCCUUUAAGACUGAUAUCUCUAUAUAAGGCCAUUUUCCACUUUAAGCGUACCGCACCGAAACGUAUAAAAAUAUUUUUAAAUUUCAAACUUUGCUGAAUGUUGAUUGGUUAAUACUUCUCUAGUACGCCAAAAAGUUGAUUUGCCACGAACUUUUUAUUUUCAUACGUGAAUUAAAUACACCUGUCAAUACGUGAAUUUUCAACCUGCGCAUGCUCACCAGUACGUUUCUAUGCGGUACGCUUGAAGUCCCUUCGUAGCUUAUCAAUUAUUACAAUAUGAGUUUGUUUUCUUACCUAGUACUUUAUCGUGCUGUCCCCCACAUGGUGCUAUCCCCAGGCUCUUUGUGUCGUAAGUACCAAGAUGAAUGUGGUCCGGCGUGGACAGUGUCAUGGCAACCAAUUAAUGGUCACAACAAAGUCAUUGCGUCGUAUGCUGAUGGUGAGAAUUUGUGUAUCAUGGUCGUACAAUGUCGUGUUUUUAACAAUUAUUGAAUGAAGUUGAAUAUUGUUAUUUCUCGACACUGCCACUAGACUUUCGCUGCACAGUGCUGUGCUCUACUCUCAGUACUACACUGUGCUCUACUGUGCUGUACUAUACUACGCUAUUGUUAGGCUAUUGUGUACUGCACUGCACUGCACUGUAAUUUAUUGUGCUGUACUCUACCGUGAUGUAUUGUACAGUUUUGUACUCCACUGUACUGCACAUGGCCAGAAAUUCAGGACAACAUGGCGAUUGGCAUACGCAAUAUACUUCCUCAUUCGUUAUUCAAGAUGGCUGAUUUAUAUAUAGAUUAAGUAUUGCAAAUAUAUGUUUUAGCAAUUUCCAACGUUUUUCGUACAUAAAUCCGAGCUCUGCACGUCGAAAACAUCAUUUAAUUACUCGAUCCUUUAACCGAAUAAAUUUCAGAACAGUUCAAGUAGGACAAACCAGUCCCCGAGAACUAUAUUCCUACCUUAUCUCAUCACAUAUACCAGAUAGUUAAUUCUCCCAAAAUUCGCUAACUGCACAUUUUUGAGCAGCAUUUUAGGACAUUCGUGGGCAGUACAUGGAGCUUCUGCACGUCUGCAUUGAUAAAAGUUGUCUUUAUCUUUGUUCUCCAACAGUUUACAAACCCGUAGAGGAUGGAGAAACAGGUUCCAAAAAGCCACCAAAUAUAUGCUUUUAGCAAACAGAAAAUGUGUACAUUGAGCGUUGGAAUUACCACAAAUCACUCGAAAACCAGCAAAUUUGUAAAUGUUGAUCCGCCAUUUUGCUUUAAAAUUGUUGCUAGGCAACCUAUAUGACUGACAAGGUGUAUUUGUGGGCUCAGUGAGGUUGAUUUCGCAAUAAAAUAGCUCAGAUUUCGCGGGAAAAUUUGUAAAAUUUGGUAAAAUUAUUUGCAGCAGUUUCAAUUUGGGCAUCUUUAACAGUUGGAAAUUUAUUUUAAAAUACUUUUCUUUCGUUCACUUGAACAUACUGUACCUCAAGUAAGUAUUUAAACGGCUUAUUGUUGUAUUGUGCGUAUAAAGUUUGCAUACGAAUACAAUGUCGGAUACAUGCCCGACUGCAUUCCAUUCUUUCUUGAAAUGGAAACUUGGUGAAUAUGAGCCCGCGCGUCUUUCCGCUGACUGUCCUGAAUUUCUGGCCAUGCUGUGCUGCAUUUUUGUUUGUGCUUAUUUCCGCAUGCUAUGUUUUCCCAUUUGCCUUUUUGCAGGCACGGUGGCAAUCUGGAAUUUAAAGACAGAAAAUCGUAUUCUGAAAGCGGCGACCCCAGACGGUCUCACCGAGU